CAGAGUCCCAGGAGAGGGCACGGGAACAAUAGAACAGUUCGGUGGUUGGAGUCGGGGGGACUUUGGACGCCGGGCCUGAGAGGGGCCGACUGGGGUCCCCGGAGACCCCCUCCACUGGUCUGGAGCUGCACAGAGAGACGUCCUGAACCCGCAGGGCACUCCUGCCGGGGAGCCAGAGUCACCCCCCACGCUCCCCCAGCUAGAGCCUCAAGCGACGCGCCCAAGCCCCGCCCACUCCUCAGGUCUUGCUAUUUUGGAAGCUACAAGAAAAAAAAUAGAUUGGAGGAGGUUUGGUCUUUUAAGUGGACAUGGCUCAGAUAUCCAACAACAAUGGGUUUAAGCAAUGUUCAUCUUCACAUCUGGAACCAACAAGAACAAAAGAUGUGGGCAAAGAAGAAGCAUUACAGAUGGAAGCAGAGGCUUUAGCAAAACUGCAAAAGGAUAGACGGGUGACCGAUAACCAGAGAGGCUAUGAGUGGUCAAGCAGCACCAGACAAAAAGCACAAGUUUAUAGCAAACAGGAUUAUGAUCUCAUGGUGUUUCCUGAAUCAGAUACCCAAAAAAGAGCAGUAGAUAUUGAUGUAGAAAAGCUUACCCAAGCUGAACUUGAGAAACUAUUGCUGGAUGACAGUUUCGAGACUAGAAAAACACCUGUAUUGCCAGUUACUCCUGUUCUGAGCCCUUCAUUUUCAGCACAGCUCUAUCUUAGACCUGCUAUUCAGAGAGGACAGUGGCCACCUGGAUUAUCUGGGCCUUCCAGUUACUCUUUACCUUCUGUUUACCAGUCAACUUACAGUAGUAAACAGACUGUAUUCCAAAAUGGCUUCAAUCCAAGAAUGCCUAGUUUUCCAUCCACAGAACCUAUAUAUUUAAGACUUCCAGGACAGUCUCCAUAUUUUUCAUAUCCUUUGACACCCACCACACCCUUUCAUCCACAAGGAAGCUUACCUAUCUAUCGUCCAGUAGUCAGUCCUGACAUGGCAAAGCUGUUUGACAAAAUAGCUAGUACAUCAGAAUUUUUAAAAAAUGGAAAAGCAAGGACUGAUUUGGAGAUAACAAAUUCAAAAGCUACUAUCAGCAAUCUACAGGUAUCUCCAAAGUCUGAAGAUAUCAGUAAGUUUGACUGGUUAGACUUGGAUCCUCUAAGUAAGCCUAAGGUGGACAAUGUAGAGGUAUUGGACCAUGAAGAAGAGAAAAAUAUACCAGGUUUGCUAGCAGACGAUCCUUGGGAUGCUGUUCUUCUUGAAGAGAGAUCACCAGCAAGUUGUCACCUUGAAAGAAAGGUGAAUGGAAAAUCUCUUUCUGGGGCAACAGUAACAAGAAGCCAGUCUUUAAAUAUUCGAACAACUCAGCCUACAAAAGUCCAGGGCCAAAUAUCUCAGAAAGGCCCAAAUGGGACCAGUACUUUGCCAGCUGAAAGUUCUCUUCUACAAGAAAUUGAAGUACAGAAUGAGGAAGUGGCAGCUUUUUGUCAAUCCAUUACAAAAUUGAAGGCCAGCUUUCCAUAUACCAAUCACUGCACAAAUCCAGGCUAUUUGUUAAGUCCAGUCACAGUGCAAAGAAACAUAUGUGGAGAAAAUGCUAGCGUGAAGGUCUCCAUUGAAAUUGAAGGAUUUCAGCUACCAGUUACCUUUACAUGCGAUGUGAGUUCUACUGUAGAAAUCAUAAUAAUGCAAGCCCUUUGCUGGGUACAUGAUGACUUGAAUCAAGUAGAUGUUGGCAGCUAUGUUCUUAAAGUUUGUGGUCAAGAGGAAGUGCUACAGAAUAAUCAUUGUCUUGGAAGUCAUGAACAUAUUCAAAACUGUCGAAAAUGGGACACAGAGAUUAAACUACAACUUUUGACCUUCAGCGCAAUGUGCCAAAAUCUGGCCCGAACAGCAGAAGAUGAUGAAACACCUGUGGAUUUAAACAAACACCUGCAUCAAAUAGAAAAACCUUAUAAAGAAGUCAUGACAAGACAUCCUGUUGAAGAACUUUUAGAUUCUUAUCACAACCAAGUGGAACUGGCUCUUCAAAUUGAAAACCAGCAUAGAGUGGUAGAUCAAGUAAUUAAAGCUGUAAGAAAAAUCUGCAGUGCUUUAGAUGGUGUGGAGACUCUUGCCAUUACAGAAUCGGUAAAGAAGCUGAAGAGAGCAGUUAAUCUUCCAAGGAGUAAAAGUGCUAAAGUGACUUCACUGUCUGGAGGAGGAGUCACUAGCAAGAGUUCAACUAGAGGCUCGCUGAAUCCUGAAAAUCCUGUUCAAGUAAGCAUGGACCAGUUAACUGCAGCAAUUUAUGAUCUUCUCAGACUCCAUGCAAAUUCUGGUAGGGGUUCUGUAGACUGUGCCCACAGUAAUAGGAACAUCAAGGAAGCAUGGACCACAGUGGAACAGCUCCAGUUUACAAUUUUUGCUGCACAUGGAAUUUCGAGUAACUGGGUAUCAAAUUAUGAAAAAUACUUCUUGAUAUGUUCCCUGACUUACAAUGGAAAGGAUCUUUUUAAACCUAUUCAAUCAAAGAAGGUUGGCACUUAUAAGAAUUUCUUCUAUCUUAUUAAAUGGGAUGAACUAAUCAUUUUUCCCAUCCAGAUAUCACAAUUGCCAUUAGAAUCACUUCUUCACCUUACUCUUUUUGGAAUUUUAAAUCAGAGCAGUGGAAGUUCCCCUGAUUCUAAUAAGCAGAGAAAGGGGCCAGAAGCUUUGGGCAAAGUUUCUUUACCUCUUUUUGACUUUAAACGGUUUUUAACAUGUGGAACUAAACUUCUGUAUCUUUGGACUUCAUCACAUACAAAUCCUGUUCCUGGAACAGUCCCCAAAAAAGGAUAUGUGAUGGAAAGAAUAGUGUUACAGGUUGAUUUUCCUUCUCCUACAUUUGAUAUCAUUUAUACCACUCCUCAAGUUGACAGAAGCAUUAUACAGCAACACAACUUAGAAACACUGGAGAAUGAUGUAAAAGGGAAACUUCUUGAUAUUCUUCACAGAGACUCAUCACUUGGACUUUCUAAAGAAGAUAAAGCCUUUCUGUGGGAGAAACGUUAUUAUUGCCUCAAACACCCAAAUUGUCUUCCUAAAGUACUAGCGAGUGCCCCAAACUGGAAAUGGGUUAAUCUUGCCAAAACUUACUCAUUGCUUCGGCAGUGGCCUCCAUUGCACCCACUGACUGCGUUGGAGCUUCUUGAUUCAAAAUUUGCUGAUCAGGAAGUGAGGUCCCUAGCUGUGACCUGGAUUGAGGCUAUUAGUGAUGAUGAGCUAACAGAUCUUCUUCCACAGUUUGUGCAGGCUUUGAAAUAUGAAAUUUACUUGAACAGUUCAUUAGUGCGCUUCCUUCUGUCCAGGGCAUUGGGAAAUAUACAGAUAGCACACAAUUUAUAUUGGCUCCUCAAGGAUGCCCUGCAUGAUGCACAGUUUGGUGCCCGAUAUGAACAUGUUUUGGGUGCUCUCCUCUCAGUAGGAGGAAGAGGACUCAGAGAAGAACUGCUGAAGCAGGCAAAACUUGUACAGCUUUUAGGAGGAGUAGCAGAAAAAGUAAGGCAGGCUAGUGGAUCAGCCAGACAGGUCGUCCUCCAAAGGAGUAUGGAACGAGUACAGUCUUUUUUUCUAAGAAAUAAAUGCCGUCUCCCUCUCAAUCCAAGUCUUGUGGCAAAAGAAUUAAAUAUUAAGUCAUGUUCCUUCUUCAGUUCUAAUGCCGUGCCCUUGAAAGUCACAAUGGUGAAUGCUGAUCCAAUGGGGGAAGAAAUUAACGUCAUGUUUAAGGUUGGUGAAGAUCUUCGGCAAGAUAUGUUAGCUUUACAAAUGAUAAAGAUUAUGGACAAGAUCUGGCUUAAAGAAGGGCUAGAUCUGAGGAUGGUAAUUUUCAAAUGUCUCUCAACUGGCAGAGAUCGAGGCAUGGUGGAGCUAGUUCCUGCUUCAGAUACCCUCAGGAAAAUCCAAGUGGAAUAUGGUGUAACUGGAUCCUUUAAAGAUAAACCACUUGCAGAGUGGCUGAGGAAAUACAAUCCCUCUGAAGAGGAAUAUGAAAAGGCUUCUGAGAAUUUUAUCUAUUCUUGUGCUGGAUGCUGUGUAGCCACCUAUGUUUUAGGUAUCUGUGAUCGACACAAUGACAAUAUAAUGCUUCGAAGCACAGGACACAUGUUUCACAUUGACUUUGGAAAGUUCUUGGGCCACGCACAGAUGUUUGGUAGCUUCAAAAGGGAUCGGGCUCCUUUUGUGCUGACCUCUGAUAUGGCGUAUGUCAUUAAUGGGGGUGAAAAGCCCACCAUUCGUUUCCAGUUGUUUGUGGACCUGUGCUGUCAAGCCUACAACUUGAUAAGAAAGCAAACAAACCUCUUUCUUAACCUUCUUUCACUGAUGAUUCCUUCAGGGUUACCAGAACUUACAAGUAUUCAAGAUUUGAAAUAUGUUAGAGAUGCACUUCAACCCCAAACUACAGAUGCAGAAGCUACAAUUUUCUUCACUAGGCUGAUUGAAUCAAGUUUGGGAAGCAUUGCCACAAAGUUUAACUUCUUCAUUCACAACCUUGCUCAGUUGCGUUUUUCUGGUCUUCCUUCCAAUGAUGAGCCCAUCCUUUCAUUUUCACCCAAAACAUACUCCUUUAGACAAGAUGGUCGAAUCAAAGAAGUCUCUGUUUUCACUUACCAUAAGAAGUACAACCCAGAUAAACAUUACAUUUACGUAGUCCGAAUUUUGAGGGAAGGACAGCUUGAGCCAUCAUUUGUGUUCCGGACAUUUGACGAGUUUCAGGAACUUCACAAUAAGCUCAGUAUUAUUUUUCCACUUUGGAAGUUACCAGGCUUUCCUAAUAGGAUGGUUCUAGGGAGAACACACAUAAAAGAUGUAGCAGCCAAAAGAAAAAUUGAGUUAAACAGUUAUUUACAGAGUUUGAUGAGUGCUUCAACGGAUGUAGCAGAGUGUGAUCUUGUUUGUACCUUUUUCCACCCUUUACUUCGUGAUGAGAAAGCUGAAGGAAUAGCUAGGUCUGCCGAUGCAGGUUCCUUCAGUCCUACUCCAGGCCAAAUAGGAGGAGCAGUGAAAUUAUCCGUCUCUUACCGAAAUGGCACUCUUUUCAUCAUGGUGAUGCACAUCAAAGAUCUUGUUACUGAAGAUGGGGCUGACCCAAAUCCAUAUGUCAAGACGUACCUACUUCCAGAUACCCACAAAACAUCCAAACGUAAAACCAAAAUUUCACGAAAAACUAGGAAUCCAACAUUCAAUGAAAUGCUUGUGUACAAUGGAUAUAGCAAAGAAACCCUAAGACAGAGAGAACUUCAGCUAAGUGUACUCAGUGCAGAAUCUCUGCGGGAGAAUUUUUUCUUGGGUGGAAUAACCCUGCCUUUGAAAGAUUUCAACUUGAGCAAAGAGACAGUUAAGUGGUAUCAGCUGACUGCAGCAACCUAUUUGUAAGCUAGUGAAUUUCUGAGCUUUGGAAGCAAGAAUAGUUAUAAACAUGUGCAGACACACGUGAACUUUGUAUAAUAUUUUUAUACUGGACAGAAAUUAUAAAGUAAAUGUACUUGCUGCAUUUCAACACAUCUGUUGGACCAACAGUUACUUAACUUUUAUGAAUUUGUUGACUCCAUUGCUGUUUUAAAGUCAUUGUAUAGAAUGCUGUAAAUCCUAAACUUAAUAUAUAAUAAGUCCUGAAAAAGACUUUGAGCUGGUGAAGGAGUUAAUCCUUUCUUGAGUAAUUCAGAGUAAUAGCUUUAGUGUGGUCUGAUAGUAUUGUCAGUUCAACCAUCUAUUUUGCAUUGUUUCUUACACAGACAUAGCAUGUUUGUUUUCCUGUUUUGCACCUUUUACAGCCUUUACCACUGUGUAUGUCCACAAACACCAAAGGAGAGGAAAGGUGCAGGAUGUUACCAUAAAAUGCAGCUGCUAUUCACAGGGCUGAAAAGCAAAGCACAAAUAAUAGUUAUGUUAAGAACUACUAAGUAGUUUAUAGAAGUAGGGGAAAAUAACAUUGCUUUUUAUUAUUCAUGUCUUUAAAACCUUUUUCAGAAUAAGUGCCAAUCACUGAAGUUGUAAAUAAUGGUGCCUUAACUUCAUAUGCUUCUCUGGCACUUCAUUCUGAGUUUUUUCCUGACUUAAUAGUAAGUAGUUUUCACUCCCUUUUUACUAAAGACAAGAAAUUAUGUAAAUUUACUAAUGCUUUCCCCACAGAUAGAUCAUUUUCUGUACUUCAGAUGUGUGACUUAUUAGUUAUUUAAACAUCAGCCAUUUGUUUUAUGUUUUCGUUGCCCAGUAACUGAAUGAGAUUCAUCAACGUAGAUGUACACUAUAUUCCAUCAUUCCAUUAUAAUUCUACAUUUAUUCCCAGGAGGGUGAACUGAAGUUUGGUAAUUUUACCUCCAUAUAUCUAUACUCCACCCCCUCAUUAAACGAGAGAAAAUAUUCCCUCAAGUGUCCAUUCCUGUUCGGUAGAAGAACUCCAUGAGUAGGGCAGACUCUUCACAAGAGGCCCAGGACAAGAACUCUAGGGUCCAGACUAAAUUUUAAUGUAGACCUUUAUGGCACAGUUCGUCUUGUACACUGUCUUACUUAUUACCUUUGUAAACAUUUUACAUUUGCAUGAAUUACUUUCCUUAAUAUAAUGAGAUUUAGAAUCAUAAGGGACAUGAUUGAAAUCAUUCUAUAGUAACCAUUAAGAACAGGGUUCACUUUUAUUAGUUAUUCAACUUCACACAUAAUUUUGUGUUUAGUUUGGAUAAAUAGGUAUAUAUAAUAUUAAUUCUCAUGGCUAGAAUAGGAAUUCACUUUUAAGUGGUAAGAGACUGUAGCAAUCAAGUUGCUGUGGGAUAACUGACAAAACAUUCAAUGAAAAAUACCAAGAAAGGAAGGACAAUCUCCGAUUCAGUUGCCCAGAACAGAAUUUUUAUAAACUGUGCAAAUGUUUAAUGUAAAUGGUGAUACCUGCAGAGCAGACAAAGAAGAGUUGAGAAUGUAUCAGUGGGACAGGUUAAAAAAAAAACUUGAAAUUUUUGGUGCCUAACACUAAUGGUCCACUUGUAGGAAACCCCAUAUGAUAUAUGAAUGUCUUUUUUUUAUAUUAAAAUGUGUUGUCUAUUUAAUAAGUUAAUUAAAAGGCAGAUCAAAACACCGCUGUUUAUUUGCUUUUUCCACAUACAGUUAACAUUUCCUUAAAGUGUGUAAGUAGCUUUGCAAAUGUGAAGAAGUACUAGACAUUUUCACUUGUUUUUAAGACCUAAUUCCAUUCCAUGAAUUGUCACUUAGCCACUGUUUAAAAAAAGAAAAGAAAAGAAAAGAAAAGAAAAAAAAGUACUGUCUUGGUAAAAGGUCACUGUUACCUGGACUCAGUGUAUACUGCCUGUUUGCAAUCUGUUAUAGCAGUGUCUUUUAUACAAAUAGUAGAGCUAGAAAAUGUGAUGUCACUUUUCAAUUGCAAGAAAUAAUGGAUUUUUAAUCCAAAAAUACAUAUUAUACACUCUGUAUAGUUAACCAGAGUUCAAAACAAGUGGUAAUCUUUCUCUUAAUUUAACUCAUUAUGUGCCUUCUUUGGUCAUUAAAAAAACACACAUACAUUAAGUAUAUUUUAAAUAUAAGUUAUUUCUUUGUGAACGCUAAUCUUCAGCCCUUACCAAAAACAAACAAAAAAUGACAGAGGCGCCUCUUGCACUACUUACUAUCAAUAAAAUUUUAAAUGUUUUUUUAAACAUUUUUUUAAAGCUUGCAUUAAAGUAAAUCUGAAACUAAAGUUUAAACAAACUAGCCAAGACACUAAUUUUUAUGUAUAAUCACAGUGUUUUAUACCUAUCUUUACUGAGUAAAAAUAGUUAUGCUUAAGUCGUACACCAAAAGAAUUUUUUCCCCUUGCAGUGUUUUGGGAUUUGAAAAUAAUGGUUUACUCAAAGAAUCUAUUAUUUUCUCUACUGAGGAACCCAAUGUAGAACUUGCACUGAUGUUUUUAUUACUGCCUUUAUAAGAAUCUGUAGGUAUCUAAAUGUUAAGGCAUGUAUGAUCUUUGAUAAAGUAUUCUUUUAUCUUUUCAAAUUAAUGUUGUGUAAAAGUUUCAAUAUCUUGCCUUAAAUUGGUUGACUGUUCUUUCUAGGAUUCAUGUGGCAUUUAAAAAAGAAAACAUUAAAUUUGAUACUUAGACUUCAGAUCAAAAAGGAAUCAAGCCCCACUACCAUAAUCCAUGGAUUUACUUACAUGCUGUUUGACUAGCAAUGCAAAUAUGAAUAAAUGUGGCAGUUAGUCUCAUCUGUAAGAACCAAAUACUUUAAUUAUGUUAAGGUAGUUAAUAAAGAUGUAUAAUAUUUUUAUUAAUACCUUGAAUAUAUUCAGUGGAUUGAAUGUGACUUCAUAACUGUACUACAAUUGUAUUAAAAUAUUUCUGGA
Mesoplodon densirostris (Blainville's beaked whale) is the source of this 8330-nucleotide messenger RNA. RefSeq names its product phosphatidylinositol-4-phosphate 3-kinase catalytic subunit type 2 alpha (gene PIK3C2A). Gene Ontology annotation, biological process: phosphatidylinositol-mediated signaling; cell migration; phosphatidylinositol-3-phosphate biosynthetic process. The record is from RefSeq and is a predicted model, not a curated record. Gene Ontology annotation, molecular function: 1-phosphatidylinositol-3-kinase activity; phosphatidylinositol binding; 1-phosphatidylinositol-4-phosphate 3-kinase activity. Lineage: Eukaryota; Metazoa; Chordata; Mammalia; Artiodactyla; Ziphiidae. Bases 309 to 5378 code for a protein of 1689 amino acids. Gene Ontology annotation, cellular component: phosphatidylinositol 3-kinase complex; plasma membrane; cytoplasm. The transcript has 33 exons.